Ogataea parapolymorpha DL-1 is the source of this 2139-nucleotide messenger RNA. RefSeq names its product Glycosyl hydrolase family 81. Gene Ontology annotation, cellular component: cell surface. Gene Ontology annotation, molecular function: glucan endo-1,3-beta-D-glucosidase activity; endo-1,3(4)-beta-glucanase activity. Bases 1 to 2139 code for a protein of 712 amino acids. NCBI's taxonomy places the organism in Eukaryota, Fungi, Ascomycota, Pichiomycetes, Pichiales, Pichiaceae. The transcript has 2 exons. The record is from RefSeq and is a predicted model, not a curated record.
AUGUUCACCACGUCUUCUGGUGAAACCUCUGGCGACAUCUUCUCUGCCAUCUCCACUUCCGAGCCCAUCUCGCUGUUUUCUCAGAAAGCCUCUACGGUGUCUGUGCCCAGCGGGGUGACAAAGAAUGGUGCCGUCCAGACAAACAACUUUUGGGGUAAUCUGACCCUCGGUGACCAAACCUCCUAUGUUUACACUCACCCUUACUCCCUGUGGUACUCCACUAAAUCCGACUAUGAGGGGCUGGCUGUGUCCCACCAGACUGCCAGCCAGCGGGUCUACGGUGAAACCGACGAGGAAGGUGCUGCAUCGUACUUCUACGCCCCGGCGGGCAACAUCUCGCUGUGUCUGGGCUCGAGCGAUUUCGACUCCAACGUCUCGCUCAAGCUCGCCAACCUCAAGAAGAUGUCUAUCGACGUGACCGUCAUGUCGAAAAGCGCCGGCUCGUUCACCGCCACCCUCGUCCAGGGCAUGGGCUUUGUGUCUGCCGUGUACAACGACCUGAUCCCCGAGAUCCAUUCCGGCGUCGGCAUCAAGUCCGUCACUGGCGACACAGCCCCGCGCUCCGGAACCGACAAGUACAAGAUCGUGCUCAACGACGGCUCCACCUGGGUCAUGUACGUGACCUUCAGCGACAACCAGUCGUGCAAGUUCGCGCUCAAGGACUCCAACCACAUCAUCGGCUCCAAUUCGAUCAACAACUGCGUUAUCCAGGUCGCGUGCGGCGACGAUAGCGCCUAUGACAAAGCCGCUGGGUGCUAUCCGACCUCUGUGACGUUGAGCGCGUCCGUGUCGGGCUCCACAGCCACCUACGCGUUCGAGUACGCCACCUCCGGCUCCUCCAACAAUGGCACCACCAUCAUGUACGCCAUGCCGCACCAGAGCGACUCGUUCACCUCGACCACCUCUGGCGCCAAGACUUCGGCCACGCUCGACGACACCGUCCACGGCGUCAUGACCGCGUACCUCUCCAACAAGUUCGAGAUGUCCGAAACGCUCACCACCAGCAUUGGCAAGGACCCCUGGAGUGCCAUCUCCGGCUUCUCGUCGCCGUCGUACUCUGACUCUGAACUGUCCGCCAUCAAGGCCGCCGCCGCCGACGAGUACAACGCAGACGUGUACUCGUACACAGACCUCGACUCGAUGUACACCUCGGGCAAGAUUCUCGACAAGUACGCGUACGUGCUGUAUGUGUGUCACUACGUACUGAAAGAUUCCGACAAGACGAGUACGCUGCUGGCGUCGCUGAAAAAGGCCAUCGAGCGGUUCAGCGGCAACAGCCAAAAGUACCCGCUGUGCUACGAGACCAACUGGGGUGGAAUCUGCUCGACGGGCGGCAUGUCCGACGGCGACACGUCGAUCGACUACGGUAACGCGUUCUACAACGACCACCACUUCCACUAUGGCUACCACAUCCACGCCGCCGCGCUGUGUGCGCUCGUCGACGCCGACCUGGGCGGGUCGUGGGCCAGCAGCGUCAAGGACUGGGUCAACUCUUUGGUGAGAGACGUGGCCAAUCCGUCGAGCGAAGACUCUCACUUCCCGGUCUUCAGAAACUUUGACUUUUAUCUCGGCCACUCCAUCGCGCACGGAAUCACCGUGUACGCGGACGGCAAGGACGAGGAGAGCUCGAGCGAGGACUACAAUUUCGCGUACGCCAUGAAGAUUUGGGCCUCUGUCAUCAAUGACACCAACAUGGCGAACCGGGCCGACCUGAUGCUCGCCAUCUCGAAAAGAGCCAUGAACGUCUACUUUCUGUACACGCAGGACAACACGGUGAUGCCCUCGAAGUUUAUUGGCAAUUACUGCAGCGGAAUCUGGUUUGAGAACAAGAUCGCGCACACCACGUACUUUGGAACCAACAUCGAGUACAUCCACGGCAUCCACAUGCUGCCAAUCACACCUGUCUCGUCUCUGAUCAGAGGUCCGACGUUUGUCAAGGAGGAGUGGGAAAAUGUGCUGAGCUCAAAGAUCGGCAACGUCACGGACGGCUGGAAGGGCAUUUUGAUGCUGAACGUCGCGCUGUACGACCCGGCCACCUCGUACAACUUCUUCAGCGGGUCCGACUUCUCGACCAACUACCUGGAUAACGGUAUGUCCAAGACGUGGUCUCUGGCCUACACUGCAGCUGUGAACAACUAG